AUGCAGAUUGAUCAAAUCGAUAAUUUAUUUUUGUUUGCACAAGUUGAACAAGAGCUAUCUUCACCAAAUACUACAUUAUCCAUUCAACCAAAUCAUUUUGAUAAUUUGAAUAAUUCAUUUCAUCCAAGUUAUUUAAUCCAUCCAAAUAAUUUUGCUUGGGUUAAUAUUACUAGA
Messenger RNA from Racocetra fulgida, 174 nucleotides. The record is from the annotation of a GenBank genome assembly. Lineage: Eukaryota; Fungi; Glomeromycota; Glomeromycetes; Diversisporales; Gigasporaceae.